Schistocerca piceifrons (Central American locust) is the source of this 1068-nucleotide messenger RNA. RefSeq names its product translation initiation factor IF-2-like. Bases 1 to 1068 code for a protein of 355 amino acids. NCBI's taxonomy places the organism in Eukaryota, Metazoa, Arthropoda, Insecta, Orthoptera, Acrididae. The transcript is spliced from 4 exons. The record is from RefSeq and is a predicted model, not a curated record.
AUGCAUGACAAGAAGACUUUUUUCCCUUACCUGCUGGCGACAGAGGGAACUGCGUGCGCCCUGCAGCAGCUUGACACGGCUGGCCGUGGGCCGGUCAGCCACAGAGGCCAGCAGCCAGCACAAGCAUUUCGCGUGCGGCGCGACCGGCGGAUGUCAGCGCAGCGACCAAUUGGCAGGCGGCCGCCCGGCACUUGUCCGCGGGCCCACGGCCCCGCCCACCCGGCAGGGGGCGGCCGAGUUGACCCGCGGCGGGCCGGGUCGCGGCUCGUACGUGUGCGGGGCGCGGGACCGCCGCCGGGCGCCCAGGAAUCACGGCACUUGACCCCGCCCUGGCGCCGCGCCGCGGCCGCGGGUCGGGGCGUGCGGCCCACUCGCUGCCGUCUGGCCUCACCGGGAGGGCAUACAUUCCACGUCCGUCACCAGCUGAAGGCGGGUGACUCCACAGUGCCCACCCAGCAGUGUAAGGGUCGAGGAGCCACCUGCCACAGAGGCCGCGGUCGGCGCUCCGAGUCACGACUCGUGAGCCCCGGGCGUGGCAAACAGAGCGCCGUGCGGCGCGCGGCGCGGCUCGAAAAGUGUUUCCCGCUAAUGAGGCCACUGAGCGCCGGCGCUGAGUCAGGCGGCGGGCUCCCCGACGCCUGCGAUGGCGCCUGCUGCCCGCUCGCCCCCGCCCGGCCCGGCGUCCCGACGCCGCAAUUACGCGCCGUCGGCCUGUCUCCGCCGCGUCUGUCGCCUGACAAGGCCCGCGGCGGCGGGGGCGGCGGCGGCGGCGGCGGCGGCGGCAGCGGCGGGGGUGGGGCGCGAGGCGAGGGACGGGGCGGGCGCCAGAGGCCGGCGAGCGAGCCGACACACCCACCCGCGCACACUCAUUUGUUUCGUUCUGCAGCCCAGCGAGCAACUGGUCCGCCGCGAUGGGUUCUCUCGGCCUGCCCUGUCCUGCUGCACCCAAUUGGCCGCAGCUGCAGGGAGACAAGCCUGCCCAUCCAGCUGCCCUCGGCGAUCCCACUGUGUACUCCACCUCCGACACGGUACGCCCACUCGCUGGCGUCGACAUUUACUAGCAACUAG